Molecule: messenger RNA, 1035 nt
Organism: Spodoptera frugiperda (fall armyworm)
Lineage: Eukaryota; Metazoa; Arthropoda; Insecta; Lepidoptera; Noctuidae
Exons: 3
Coding region: 1-1035 (344 amino acids)
Source: RefSeq, a predicted model, not a curated record
AUGAAUGAAGCAGCUGUACAAUGGUUGUCCCGCCGCCCCCGCUCGGUGUCCACAAAGCGCGGUGUAACGCGGAGCUGCGCGCGCGCCGUGCGCGUGUGUCGGCGCCUGCAGUGGUGGCGCCGCGCGCGCUGCGCAUGCGCGGUGGCCGCCGCGCACUGCGCCGCGCACACACAGGCCAGCUUGUAUGCAGACAUCGUGCAUGUGCACAAGAUGGACGAUGCUCAGGUGAAAAUCGACAACCGCCUCAAGUACAUCCUAGGCCUGCCUCCGUCGAGCGAUCCACCAAUCAUACCGACAGAAGCGAAAAUCCAAAUGUUUGCGCCGAAGCAAGACUUUGAGACUAUGCUAGAGUGCCAAUCGUUCAAGUCCCAAGUCAGUCCGACUAGGAAAUAUGUCACCAUACCCGGAUUUGUGUUACCUGACUUCCUUAAGCAUAAACAAUGUGACUGUUACGCCUGCAUUAACCCAUAUUGUCCCAUAAUUUUCUACAUAACAGCCGGUCUAGAAGCCUCCAUGUAUUUUCGAGCGAACGAACAAGAAAUAGCUAAAAAUUACUUCAAUGGUGUUAUAAGGUCGUUUGAUUACUUUGAUGCGAAGUUAAAAGCAGUUUUAACGUCAUAUACAGAGUUCGAUUUCGAGAAAUAUAUUAUAGAUCAUACUAGAACAAUGUUUGAAGAGGAAUUUAGGAAGGUGAAAUUAGAAAUUUUGAUCGAAGCGUCGUUUUUUGAGCUUAAAAAUGGUAAUUUUGAUGCUGCGGAUGAGUAUAUCGUGACUAUACAUGAGAUUUGUCAAGAUUUGCGACUAAAUGAUGUGUAUUUGAGCAAUGAAAUCCUGAAUUUGAUGAUCGCGUCAGCUAAACUGAGGAAUGUGGUCAAAAAACAAGCGUUUGAUUUAGAAACUGAGUUCGAAAAUCUUAAAUUGAGUCCGAAAAUGAAGAUGGAAGGUGAUAAAACGCCCGUAUCGAAGGCCAAACUCCCCCAAUUAUCGGCUAGAAAGUCAAAGACGAGGAGUUACCGAAAAAACGUAAAGUUAUAA